AUGGCUACAACCUCUUCCAUGUUCAUGUACAGCUUGACCGUCCAGCCCCCGACCGCGACGACACAAGCUAUCUUGGGACAGUUCACCGGAAAUAAGGAGCAGCAGAUCAUUACAGCUUCCGGAUCCCGCCUCACCCUACACCGUCCCGAUCCAUCCCAGGGCAAAAUUCUCACAGCCCUAUCCCAUGAUGUGUUUGGAAUCAUCAGAGCCUUGGCUUCCUUCAGGCUGGCUGGAAGCAAUAAGGAUUACAUCAUUAUCACAUCUGACUCUGGACGAAUUACUAUCGUCGAAUUCCUCCCGGCGCAGAACAAGUUCAAUCGGUUGCACUUGGAAACAUUUGGAAAAUCUGGUGUCCGAAGAGUCAUUCCUGGACAGUAUUUGGCUGUGGAUCCGAAGGGUCGAGCUUGCCUGAUUGCUUCAGUAGAAAAGAACAAACUCGUUUAUGUCCUCAAUCGAAACUCCCAAGCAGAGCUGACGAUCUCAUCACCGCUGGAGGCUCACAAGCCUCAAACCUUGGUAUUUGCCAUGUGUGCGUUGGACGUUGGCUACGCCAAUCCAGUCUUUGCCGCUUUAGAAGUCGAUUACGGAGAUUCAGAUCAGGACCCUACCGGCCAGGCUUAUGAUGAAAUUGAAAAGAGCCUGGUGUACUACGAGCUAGACCUCGGACUGAACCACGUUGUACGAAAGUGGUCGGAUCCUGUGGAUCGGACCGCGUCUGUCCUCUUCCAAGUCCCAGGCGGUACUGAUGGACCCAGUGGAGUUUUGGUUUGCGGAGAUGAUAACAUCACAUACCGACACUCAAAUCAGGAAGCUUUUCGCGUUGCUAUUCCUCGGCGCCGAGGGGCUACCGAGGACCCUAACAGAAAGCGGGUCAUUGUGGGUGGUGUCAUGCACAAGCUCAAGGGUGCCGCUGGUGCCUUUUUCUUCUUGCUCCAGACAGACGAUGGAGACCUGUUCAAGGUCACCAUUGAAAUGGUCGAGAAUGAUGAGGGUGCUCCCACAGGAGAAGUCAAACGCCUCAAGAUCAAGUACUUUGACACCGUUCCGAUUGCCACUAGUCUCUGCAUCUUGAAGAGUGGCUUCCUGUUCGUGGCUAGCGAGUUCGGCAACCAUCAGUUCUACCAAUUCGAAAAACUCGGAGACGACGAUGAAGAAACCGAAUUCAUCAGCGACAACUUUCCCACAGACCCGUUAGAGCCUUACACGCCUGUAUAUUUCCAUCCUCGGCCAGCGGAGAAUCUGAGCCUCGUUGAAAGCAUCGACUCUAUGAACCCGUUGAUGGACUGCAAGGUCGCAAAUUUGACUGAGGAGGAUGCUCCUCAGAUCUACUCUAUCUGUGGCACAGGUGCACGCAGUACCUUUAGAACAUUGCGCCAUGGCUUGGAGGUCAGCGAAAUUGUUGAAUCCGAGCUGCCCGGUGUACCCUCUGCUGUCUGGACUACAAAGCUGACACGGAAUGAUACCUACGAUGCCUAUAUAAUUUUGUCUUUCACAAAUGGUACUCUCGUUCUCAGCAUCGGUGAGACUGUAGAAGAAGUCACAGAUACCGGAUUUCUGUCUAGUGCACCGACACUGGCAGUUCAGCAGCUUGGCGAUGAUGGCCUGAUUCAAGUUCACCCCAAAGGUAUCAGGCAUAUCAGAGCCGACCGUCGUGUCAACGAGUGGGCUGCUCCACAACAUCGUUCAAUUGUCGCUGCUGCGACAAACGCGCGACAAGUUGCUGUUGCUCUCAGCUCUGGCGAGAUUGUUUAUUUCGAGAUGGACUCCGAUGGAUCCCUGGCUGAAUACGACGAAAAGAAGGAAAUGAGUGGAACUGUCACCUGCUUGAGUCUUGGAGAGGUUCCCGAAGGACGAGUGCGAAGCCAAUUUUUGGCCGUGGGUUGCGACGACUCAACAGUGCGUAUUCUGAGUCUCGAUCCUGAUUCGACUUUGGAAAACAAGUCAGUCCAGGCUCUGACUUCUGCCCCCUCGGCACUGUCAAUCAUGGCUAUGUCUGAUUCAUCUUCUGGAGGCUCGACUCUCUACCUUCAUAUUGGUCUUUACUCUGGUGUCUACUUGAGAACAGUACUGGACGAGGUUACUGGGGAGCUUUCGGACACGCGAACCCGAUUUCUUGGUCCCAAACCAGCCAGACUCUUCCGGGUCUCUGUCCAAGGACAAGCUGCUGUUCUUGCUCUGAGCUCCCGACCUUGGCUUGGGUACUCUGAUCCUGUUACUAAAGGCUUCAUGCUUACCCCAUUGAACUACCCUGGAUUGGAGUGGGGCUGGAAUUUCAGCAGCGAGCAAUGUACGGAAGGUAUGGUGGGUAUCCAAGGUCAAAAUCUCAGGAUCUUUUCCAUCGAGAAACUUACCGACAACCUUCUCCAAGACACCAUAUCGCUCACAUACACCCCUCGCCGUUUUCUCCGUCACCCAGAACAUCCCUUGUUUUACACAAUCGAAUCCGACAAUAAUAUCCUUUCCCCAGCCACCAAAGCCAAAUUAUUAGAAGAUCCCUCGAUAGUCAAUGGCGACGCGGCUGUUUUACCUGCAGAAGAAUUUGGCUACCCACGAGGCAAAAACCAUUGGGCAUCAUGCAUAUCAGUCGUCGACCCUGUUACCGAGAAGCGUGUUCUCCAAAAGAUUGACCUCGAUGAUAAUGAGGCAGCUGUCAGCAUGGCGGCGGUCUCAUUUUCUAGUCAAGAUGACGAGGUCUUCCUUGUUAUCGGAACCGGUAAGGAUAUGAUAGUAAGCCCGAGAUCUUCGACAGCGGGUUUUAUUCAUGUCUACCGAUUUCAUGAUAAUGGCAAGGAGAUUGAGUUUAUUCACAAGACUAAGGUUGAGGAACCGCCAAUGGCUCUCCUUGGGUUCCAGGGCAGGCUUCUUGUAGGAAUUGGUAAAGAUUUGAGAAUCUACGACCUCGGCAUGCGGCAACUUCUUCGAAAGGCUCAAGCAGAAGUGGCCCCAAAUCUAAUCGUUGGUCUCCAAACCCAAGGAAGCCGUAUCGUGGUCAGCGAUGUCCAGGAGAGUAUCAUCAUGAUCGUAUACAAAUUCCAGGAGAACAAGCUCAUCCCGUUCGUUGACGAUACCAUCUCCCGCUGGACCUCUUGUACUACAAUGGUCGAUUAUGAGACCGUUGCAGGUGGCGAUAAGUUCGGCAAUCUAUGGCUUUUGAGAUGUCCGACAAAAGCAAGCGAGGAAGCUGAUGAGGAAGGCUCUGCCUCACAUCUUGUCCAUGAGCGAUCAUAUCUUCAAGGUUCUCCUCAUCGGCUGACCUUGAUGGCUCAUUUCUUCACCCAAGACAUCCCGAUGAGUAUCCAGAAGACAAAUUUGGUCGCUGGAGGACGGGAUUGCAUACUAUGGAGUGGAAUUCAAGGAACCCUUGGCAUCCUUAUCCCAUUCGUCAGUCGUGAAGAUGUCGACUUUUUCCAGACUCUUGAACAACAUCUCCGGUCAGAGGACGCUCCGUUGGCUGGGAGAGACCACCUCAUCUACCGAAGUUACUACGUUCCAGUCAAGGGAGUGAUCGAUGGAGACUUGUGUGAAAGAUAUACUCUCUUGCCUACGGACAAGAAACAAAUGAUUGCUGGGGAGUUGGAUCGGUCGGUUAGAGAAAUUGAGCGGAAGAUUUCGACAGGAUAUUCGGACGCGUUCAGCAUAUUAGCUGGCGCAUGGGUUUACAUGGAUUGGUGUAUUUAUAAUACAGGCAGGCGUUGCGGUUACACAUUAUGA
Molecule: messenger RNA, 3711 nt
Organism: Drepanopeziza brunnea f. sp. 'multigermtubi' MB_m1
Lineage: Eukaryota; Fungi; Ascomycota; Leotiomycetes; Helotiales; Drepanopezizaceae
Source: RefSeq, a predicted model, not a curated record